AUGGAGGAAGAAUCUCAGAAUGGAAGCGCGAGUCCGGCUAAAGAAUUGGCGGUGGUGGCGGCGCCUGAAGUAGACGAGGAAGAGCCGAUGGUCGGACCUGGACCUGCUCCACGUGGCAAACGCAAGCGUCCGCUUCAGUUUGAGCAAGCUUACCUUGAUUCGCUUCCUUGUGCUAAUAUGUAUGAGAAAAGUUACAUGCAUCGGGAUGUCGUUACACAUGUUGCUGUUUCAGGAGCUGAUUUCUUCAUAAGUGGAAGCAUGGACGGUCACUUGAAAUUUUGGAAGAAAAAGGGUGUAGGUAUCGAGUUUGCUAAGCAUUUCCGCUCUCAUCUCGGUCCAAUUGAAGGUCUAGCGGUUAGCAUUGAUGGUUUGCUUUGCUGUACAAUCUCAAAUGAUCAUGCUGUUAAAAUAUAUGAUGUUGUCAACUACGACAUGAUGGCCAUGAUCCGUUUGCCGUAUAUUCCUGGUGCUGUUGAGUGGGUUUACAAACAAGGGGAUGUCAAAGCUAAACUUGCUGUUAGUGACCGAAACUCAUCGUUUGUGCACAUUUAUGAUCCCCGUUCUGGUUCCAACGAACCCCUUGCUUCAAGAGAGAUACAUAUGAGUCCAAUUAAGGUCAUGAAGUACAAUCCUGUUUCUGACACAAUGAUCUCUGGUGACACAAAAGGAAUCAUUGAGUACUGGUGUCCAGCUACGCUGCAGUUUCCUGAGGAUGAGGUAAACUUUAAACUGAAGAGUGAUACAAAUCUCUUUGAGAUUGUAAAGUGCAAAACAACAAUCUCUGCUAUUGAGGUGAGUCCAGAUGGUAGACAGUUUUCUGUUACAUCUCCUGAUCGUAGGAUUCGCGUGUUCUGGUUUAGAAGUGGUAAACUGAGGCGGGUGUAUGAUGAGUCACUUGAGGUGGCCCAAGAUCUGCAGAGGAGCGAUGCUCCAUUGUACAGGCUUGAAGCAAUUGACUUUGGUAGAAGAAUGGCGGUUGAGAAGGAAUUUGAGAAAACCGAGAGUGCUCCGCAGCCCAAUGCAGUUUUCGAUGAAAGCUCUAAUUUCCUUAUAUAUGCCACUCUUCUUGGAAUAAAAAUAAUAAAUUUACACACCAACACAGUUGCAAGGAUCCUUGGAAAGGUGGAGAGUAAUGAAAGGUAUCUGAGAGUUGCAUUAUAUCAAGGUGAUCAAGGAGGCAAGAAAGUUAGAAAAAUUCCAGCUGCUGCUGCAAAUGUAAAUGAAAGCAAGGAGCCUUUAAGUGAUCCAACUAUCUUAUGCUGCGCCUUCAAGAAACACAGAAUCUAUAUGUUCAGUCGGAGAGAGCCUGAGGAACCUGAAGAUGCAAGCCAAGGGAGGGAUGUGUUCAACGAGAAGCCUGCUGCUGAUGAACUUAUGGCUGCCUCGGAUAUUGGAAACUCUGCCACGACAUCUCUUCCAGAGACUGUGAUCAUGCAUACUACGUUGGGUGAUAUGCACAUAAAGCUUUACCCAGAAGAAUGUCCCAAAACUGUGGAGAACUUCACAACACAUUGUCGAAAUGGCUAUUACGAUAAUCACCUUUUCCAUCGCGUAAUCAGAGGAUUCAUGAUACAGACUGGAGAUCCUCUUGGGGAUGGUACUGGAGGACAGUCAAUCUGGGGCAGGGAAUUCGAGGACGAGUUUCACAAAAGUCUACGGCAUGACAGGCCGUUCACAGUGUCCAUGGCAAAUGCUGGUCAAAACACAAAUGGGUCGCAGUUCUUCAUCACAACGGUGGCUACACCAUGGCUAGACAACAAGCAUACUGUUUUUGGAAGAGUUGUGAAGGGAAUGGACGUCGUACAGGGUAUAGAGAAAGUGAAGACAGACAAGAACGAUAGGCCUUACCAAGACGUUAAGAUUCUUAAUGUAACUGUUCCUAAAUCUUAG
This is a messenger RNA of Arabis nemorensis, 1890 nucleotides long. Lineage: Eukaryota; Viridiplantae; Streptophyta; Magnoliopsida; Brassicales; Brassicaceae. The record is from the annotation of a GenBank genome assembly.